This is a messenger RNA of Blastomyces gilchristii SLH14081, 4692 nucleotides long. RefSeq names its product chitin synthase 2. Gene Ontology annotation, cellular component: cell septum; cell periphery. The coding region runs from base 506 to 3856 and encodes 1116 amino acids. Lineage: Eukaryota; Fungi; Ascomycota; Eurotiomycetes; Onygenales; Ajellomycetaceae. The record is from RefSeq and is a predicted model, not a curated record. Gene Ontology annotation, molecular function: chitin synthase activity. The transcript is spliced from 6 exons.
CGUCCCUGGCACCACGCUCUGCCGUCUUAUCUAUGCGGUUAUUCUUUUAGCUGCACACCUUUUUGUUAUACACCACUGGCACAUUCUUUUGGGAGCGUGACUUCUUCUGAUAUUUGUAACCCAAUUUCUUACUCGCUACUACUCCGAGUUAUAUACAUCACGGGCAAAAGCUUGAUUUACUCCCCCGCCAGCGGCUGAUGCGAUUGACGCAUUAGGCGUGGCCAGCUUCUGCAGCUGCAUUUCGCUGCGACGAACGACUCCAUCGUUGCGCCUUUGCGUUGCCUGGAUACCUACCUAUCACCGCCCCAUUCCACAAAAUCACUCGUCACCAAAUUGCGCGACGUGAGAAUAUAGUAUACAAAACGUUCAUAACAUCUUGUCUGCUUAAAACCGCAUGCUUCAGUGUCUGGUGGCAGAAUUUUGAAUACCCUAUAUAACUAGAAACCUUCCCCCCCGCCUGGAAAACGCCGGGCAAUUACGGCGACACAGGUCUAGAUUGUCAACAAUGGAUACGUUCACAUCCCCCCACGACCGGCCCGCGCCCCCGAUGUACGAUGAAGACCCCCCAUCAUAUGCCUACCCCGGCGAACCCUCUGUUAUCGAUGCUAGCGGCGAUAAUAUGACAACAUCAACUCCCACGAUUGUACGAGGCAAUGCCGCGUCCAUGAGACUUUUGCCGUCCGGCGAGAGCAAUUUAGGCAACGGUGGAAAUGACGCAUCUGAUCUGGGGAGCGCAAGAAGAUUUAGAAAGCGCGAAAAUCCGCUUUCGCGUCAACAAAGCCCUAUAUCUAUGGUUCGGCAGUCGCCGCAGCGAUAUCAUCCACUUCAUCAACAAUCUGCCUCCACCUCAUCCCUCCCUCCCUCCCGCCCGUCGUCAAGCCUUGGCCAAGCGCCCAGUAUGUUGCCGUUAGACUCUGUGGUGGUGGACGGCCUCCAUCUUCCUCCUCGAUCAGGUUCCCCAACACGGCCCUGGACUCCGUCGCGAGGUUCGGAGUGGUCGCGACAAAAAGCUCCCCCGAGUGUAUCCAGUGUAAAUUAUGAACCCCCAGAUAUCAAUGGAAGCCCUAGACCAGGAACUCCCAGUUCGAGGUAUGGCGGCAGCCCGCGACGGCCACUGCCACCAGCCCCGUUGUUCACUGGGGUUCCGGCGUCAACUAGUGGUGAUAGAAGUAUUGAUAUUGCCGACGGAGGUGGUGACGAUGAUGUGGACGAUCCUUUUGGUGGUGGAGGGAGAUCGAUAAAUCAGAGAAACGAUACUCGUGCAAGUGUUCAGUCAUUUGAUUCCUAUGUCACCGACUCCACUAUUGUUACGGAUGAAAAAGACGUAAUGAGUAAGGUUGACUUGGACGAUGAUGAGGAUGAGGAGGCAAAUCUGAAUGUUCAUUAUGGCCCUGCGCCAGCUGGACGUCAGGAGCGGAGAGGAGUGCGCAAGGCGCAAAUGACGAAGAAGGAAGUCCGGCUUAUCAACGGAGAGUUGAUCUUGGAGUGUAAAAUCCCCACAAUCUUACACAGCUUCCUUCCCCGUCGCGAUGACCGCGAAUUCACACAUAUGAGAUACACGGCUGUCACCUGCGAUCCGGAUGAUUUUACUGUUAGGGGGUAUAAGCUACGACAAAACAUCGGCAGCACGAUACGUGAAACGGAAUUAUUCGUCUGCGUGACCAUGUACAAUGAAAAUGAAAUCCACUUCACCCGUACUAUGCACGGUAUCAUGCGAAAUAUCACCCAUUUUUGUUCCAGAACAAAAUCGCGAACCUGGGGUAAAGAUGGUUGGCAGAAGAUUGUGGUGUGCAUCAUUGCUGAUGGUAGACAAAAAGUACACCCGCGCACAUUGAAUGCUCUUGCAGCCAUGGGCGUCUAUCAGGAUGGGAUCGCCAAGAACAUCGUCAACCAGAAGCCAGUCAAUGCACACGUUUAUGAAUACACCACUCAGGUCUCCCUAGACCCGGAUCUUAAAUUCAAAGGUGCAGAGAAGGGGAUAAUGCCCUGCCAAAUCAUCUUCUGUCUGAAGGAGCGCAAUGAGAAGAAACUGAAUUCGCACAGAUGGUUCUUCAACGCUUUCGGGCGCGCCUUGACCCCCAACGUCUGCAUUCUUCUUGACGUUGGGACGAAGCCGGCGCCCACUGCUCUAUACCAUCUCUGGAAAGCGUUUGAUCAAGACUCAAAUGUCGCGGGCGCUGCUGGGGAGAUUAAAGCUGGCAAGGGUAAAGGGUGGCUGGGCUUGUUUAACCCGCUGGUUGCCUCGCAGAAUUUCGAAUAUAAAAUGUCGAAUAUCCUAGAUAAACCGCUCGAGUCAGUUUUUGGAUAUAUUACCGUGCUACCCGGUGCGUUGAGCGCGUACCGGUACCAUGCCCUACAGAAUGAUAGUACGGGCCAUGGGCCGUUGAGUCAGUAUUUCAAGGGGGAGAUGCUUCACGGGAAGAACGCGGAUGUGUUUACUGCCAACAUGUACCUUGCGGAGGAUCGGAUUCUGUGUUGGGAGUUGGUGGCUAAACGUGAGGAAAAAUGGGUUUUGAAGUUUGUGAAAAGUGCAGUUGGGGAGACUGACGUUCCGGAUUCUGUGCCUGAGUUCAUCUCCCAACGACGACGAUGGCUCAAUGGCGCCUUCUUCGCGGCAGUGUAUUCGCUUAUUCAUUUCCGGCAAAUUUGGCGGACAGACCAUACAAUUCCGAGGAAAAUCCUAUUACAUAUCGAAUUUGUGUAUCAGUUUGUUUCUUUAGCGUUUACUUUCUUUUCUUUGGCAAAUUUCUAUCUCACUUUUUACUUCAUUGCUGGUGCAUUAUCGGACCCUACCAAUGACCCGUUCGGGCAUAAUAUCGGAAAGUACAUAUUUGUAAUAUUGCGAUAUGCCUGUGUACUUCUUAUUUGCCUGCAGUUCAUCUUGUCGAUGGGUAAUCGACCCCAAGGAGCCAAGAAGAUGUUCAUGACCGGCAUGGUUGUCUAUUGUAUAAUAAUGAUGUACACGGUCUUUUCCGCUCUGUAUAUGGUGGUGACCCAAUUAAAGCUCAGUGACCAACCUCUCGAAGAACGGCUGAAGCUGGGCAACAAUACCUUCACCAACAUCAUCGUCUCGACCCUCUCAACCGUCGGCCUAUAUUUCUUCAUGUCCUUCCUCUACCUCGAUCCCUGGCACAUGUUCACCUCGUCAGCGCAAUACUUCGCCCUACUCCCUAGCUACAUCUGCACCUUGCAGGUCUAUGCCUUCUGCAACACCCACGACGUCACGUGGGGCACCAAGGGCGAUAACAUGAUCCACACCGACCUCGGCGCCGCGCGCACCACGGGCUCCUCCACUGUCGAGCUGGAAAUGCCCUCGGAGCAACUGGACAUCGACAGCGGCUACGACGAGGCGCUACGGAACCUACGCGACCGGCUCGAGGUGGCCCCGCCCGAGCUCUCAGAGGCGCAGAUGCAGGAAGACUACUACCGCGCCGUGCGCACGUACAUGGUGUCGGUAUGGGUUGUCGCGAACGCGAUCCUGGCCAUGGCGGUGUCGGAGUCCUUCACGGAGAAAUCGGCAGGGAACAACGGGUACUUGGCCUUUGUGCUGUGGAGUGUUGCGGGCCUCGCGCUAUUCCGGGCGCUGGGGUCCGGGGCGUUUGCCAUGUUGAAUCUUGUUCAUCAAGUCAUGGAGGGGAAGAUGAAGUUCGAGGCGGCGGGGGGGACGGGGUAUGGGUAUGGUGGUGGGUUUUUGGGCGCUGGGGCUAGUAGUGCUGGUGCGGGGUCUAGCGGGGCGGGAAGCUCUGUUGGGCGGACGUCUGCGGGGAGGAGUGUAGGGGAGACGCUUAGUGAUUGGGCGAGUGAGGCGGGAUGGACGGUGAAGAGGACGGCGGGAAAGUUGAGAUUUUGGAGAUGAGGGUCUUGAGAUUUUUUCUUAAUUUUCCCCCUGCUUUCUUCGUUUCCAUUUGCUCUGAAAAGGUUAGUGGAUGAUUUCUUGUCUUUUUCAUGUAUAUGUUUUCCUCUCUUUUUUUUUUUUUUUUUUUUCUUUUCUUGCCCCUGAUUAUUUCGAUAAUGACCCCCCUCCCCGCCUUGGGUUUUCGUGGUGAAAUGUUUAUAGUUAAUGAUAGAUGAUCUUCUUGUUCAUGGUUAUGUAGGUAUACGUUGAUGGAAUGCUUAUUCUCUACUGACUCCUUUUUGUUUGGCUUUGUAACUUUUAUGGUUUCUUUCAUGGUUGGUUGCGCUGUAAUUAGUAUAUACUCUCUGGGUUUGGAAUGGAUUCAUUUGAUUAUUUCUCUCUUUUGUUUGGUGGUUAGUUUUUUGAUUUCUUUUUUUAAAAGAGUAACAGUUUGUUCAUCUUUACGUGUUCAUCUCUCUGCUUUCACAGAUACCUACCUUUUCGGGAAUUUGAUUCUCUGCUUGUUAAAUUUGCUUGCUUUGGAUAGGUUGAGAAUGAAGAUGAUGAUUACUUAUAUGUGGUAGGGCUGUCUGCUACAAUUAAAGCUCGGCAUAAUAAAGAAGAGUGCCAUUUUUGAUGCAACAAAUGCGAAAGUCAAAUUUUGAACAGUUAGUAGGUAGGGAGGGCUUUGUCGGAACUUCCCAGUUUAGUUCUUCUCAGUUCCGUUCUUCAAAGCAAAGUAUUACUUCAAGGAUAGACUGGUAUACUAGGACUACAUACACUAAAUAAGAUGUUGCAGGAAAUCGAAGCAAAUAAAAGCACAUCAUAUCCCAAAUCGGCUGUUUCAUCACUUUACC